AUGAGUCAGCACCAUGUGAAUCAAGGAACCAACAACAUAUUCUACAAGACCCGGAUCUGUCACAAGUUUCUUGAAGGAAACUGUGGAAAUGGUGACAGUUGUACUUUUGCACAUGGCUCUAACGAUCUACGUGAACCCCCACCAAAUUGGCCAGAGCUUGUGAAGCAUAAAAGAGGACUAGAUUUGGAUGAUGAUCAAAGAAUCAUACACCAAAUGAAAAUAUGUCAAAAGUUUGCUAAAACGGGUGAAUGCUCUUAUGGAGAAAAAUGUAUUUUUCUCCAUGAAAGUCCUGCAAAAUUUAAGGGUCAAAUUACAGAAAGAACAAGUGGAGAUUCGGUAAUCAAGAUUCAGACUAUGGUUGAAUGUGGUCAACCCAAUGGUAGCCAUAUUAUCAAAGUUACUACUUCUAGCAGUGAUCCUAAUGCUAAGUUUUUGAAAAGUCGAAUUUGUAGCAAGUGGGAAACAACCAAGACGUGUCCAUUAGGAGAUAAAUGUCACUUUGCUCAUGGGAUUAAAGAAUUAAAUACACCAGUUGCACCUACGGAGGUUCAUGGCUCCACUGCCACUAGUGCACUCCGCUUACCAGUGACUGAACUGCCGCCUAGUAAUUCUGCCACAGCUGUUCCUUUAAGACAAGGCGAAGGAAGGGGGUUUGCAAAGUUGAGAUUAUCAAAUAAGAAGAUCAAUCGUAUUUAUGGAGAUUGGAUUGAUUAUGAAAAGGAUGAGCAAGAUGAUUAA
Molecule: messenger RNA, 738 nt
Organism: Lactuca saligna
Lineage: Eukaryota; Viridiplantae; Streptophyta; Magnoliopsida; Asterales; Asteraceae
Source: the annotation of a GenBank genome assembly